Alternaria rosae is the source of this 1525-nucleotide messenger RNA. Its product is annotated as S-adenosyl-L-methionine-dependent methyltransferase. Lineage: Eukaryota; Fungi; Ascomycota; Dothideomycetes; Pleosporales; Pleosporaceae. The transcript has a single exon. The record is from RefSeq and is a predicted model, not a curated record. The coding region runs from base 85 to 1188 and encodes 367 amino acids.
GGCUUCAAUUCCAUAUCGACAGCCUCACCAAUCGCACCUCAACGUUAUCCGCUGCUGAAUUAUUUGGGGUCUGCCUGCAUCGCAAUGGCAAAGUUACCGAAGCCCCCGAAGGCGUUCCCCGUAAAGCACACGAUACCAUCGAAGCCCGCGAUACCACUGCAUAGACGAAUACAACGAGCGCAACACGAUAACGAACUACCGCUACAUGCCCCAGCGAACCAAACACCUGAACAAGCACUGAAGCGAGUGUUGGCAGCACGUCCGCGGCUCUCAGAUCUACAGCGACUAUCAGAUGAGGAACUGAAGUCGGCGCAACACCAGGCAAAACUGCGGAGAGCAAGACAAUGGCCAAUGUUCGGUAUUGGGUUGAUCGCAUUUGGAUUGGGCACAUACGGAACUAUGCUCUACGCUUCGUUGACGCAGGAUACGGAUCUGAAGGACUUGCCUGAAGACCUGUCGGAUCGAUUUGACAAAGAGGCUGAGGGUUAUGACGAGAAAGUGGACACGUCUGAGAUGCUGCUCUUAUUGACUUCUAAGCGCAAGAAGCUCACUGCUAUGGCCAAGGGACAUGUGCUAGAGGUGGCCGUUGGUACGGGCAGGAACAUACCAUACUACAAGACUAAGCAAUGUGCGACAGUGACGCUGCUCGAUGCGAGCGGGCCCAUGCUGGCUGUUGCAAGGCGGAAGUGGAACGACACGCACAAGGAGUACUUUAGCCGUGUCUUCUUCAAGCAGCAAUCUGCCUUAGAUCCGAUUACGCCCCCAUUUGAUGCCCAAGUUGGAUACGACACGGUGAUACAGACAAUGGGACUCUGCUCCACUCCUGAGCCGGUGAAGCUGCUCCAGAAUCUUGAGUCUUGCACCAACGAGAAUGGACAGAUCUUGCUUCUAGAGCACGGCAAGUCGCAUUACGAGUGGCUCAACACCAUACUGGAUAAGUCGGCUCCAGCCCAUGCCGACGAACAUGGUUGCUGGUGGAAUAAAGACAUCGGCAAGAUUGUCGAAGAAAGCGGGCUGGAAGUUGUCGACAUAAAGCGCUACAACUUCGGCACGACAUGGUGGUUACAAUUGAGGCCCAGGAAGGGCAUGCGGCAAAGAUUGGCCGAGACCACCGCAGUCGAGCAGCCGCUUGCUGCACAAGCCGGAUCCCCGGUAACACAAAAGUCCUGGUGGUCACUGUGGAGAUGAUAACUCGCCGUGGCACCUUCCCCACAUUCACCAUGAUCGAGAAUGACCGAAAUGUUGCAGCUCUGCCGCUGUUGUAGACAGUGUGCCUAAAAUUAUGCCGAGUACACUGUCCAAGCUGUUGCGCUCUAUCAGCCAGCUUAGUUUUGUCUAAAACGACGUCAACUUUACGCGUUGCUGUUGAAGGAGGGGAAGGCCCAAAGCGGCAAUUUCCAGAUCGCGACCAUCGAUAACCUGGGAUCCAACAGAAGGUCAAGCGAGAUCUGCGGUCGGGAUCAUGGGCAAAGGACAAUCGCGUCACAGCAAACUGGAACGCGACAUGGCUCGCCCGAACUUUGUU